This is a messenger RNA of Chelmon rostratus (copperband butterflyfish), 3445 nucleotides long. It is a transcript of the gene tes, whose product is annotated as testis derived transcript (3 LIM domains). The record is from RefSeq and is a predicted model, not a curated record. The transcript is spliced from 7 exons. Lineage: Eukaryota; Metazoa; Chordata; Actinopteri; Chaetodontiformes; Chaetodontidae. The coding region runs from base 158 to 1990 and encodes 610 amino acids. Gene Ontology annotation, molecular function: zinc ion binding.
AGCAGGACCUCCGAGGAGACCGCGGAGAGUGAGACGGGUUGUUGGAGUAUUUCUUUGGUCCGUUUUAAGCCGGUUUUGGCUUUGACAGUUGUUUUAGUUGCGGCUCCUCUGUUCGCUUCAUCUGGACCGAGUAAAGUCCUCGCUGACAGACACAAACAUGGAGAUAGAGAAGGAAGUAAAGAAGAUGACCCUCGGGCACGAGUUCGGCGCCGGAGCGGCCUGUUUGAAAUGCAAGGAUAAGUGCGAAGGCUUCGAGCUGCAUUUCUGGAGAAAAAUCUGUCGAAACUGUAAAUGUGGCCUCACGGAGCACAACGUGCAGAUGAUCUCAGAGGAGAACAAGAAGGUAGGCAAGCUGUUCGAGGACACUAAGUACACCGGCCUCAUCGCCAAGCUGAAGACGGACGGCAUUCCCAGCUACAAGGGCAACAUGAUGACCAUCACUCUGCCCAGCGCCGCCACGGCUUACAUUGUACCACCGAGUUCUUCCUCCACCGUGGUGCCCCCCUCUGCCGCAGCUGCUUCUGUGCAGCCUGCUGGAGCCGCUGCAGGCACAGCACCCAGCAAGGCUCAGGCUCAGGCUCAGGCUCAGGCUCAGGCCCAGGCCCAGGCCCAAGCUCAGGCCCAGGCUCAGGUUCAGGUUCAGCCUGUACCAGCCAGCGUCACACCAAUCAAGGCGAACAAAGUGCCGGUUACUGUCAGCGCCACAUCAGCCAAUGCGGUACCAGUCCCCAAAGAUGUGCCAAUGAAGUCCGUCACCUAUGAGUGGGCACCACCAAUAGCCAACAAGUAUCUGGCGGCGCGUUACAUUGAGCUGCUCCCACCAGAGAAGCGUCCGGUGGCCGGUACAGAGGGCGCUGCUUACCGUCGGCAGCAGAUGGCCCGCCAGCUGCCCGAGCACGACCAGGACCCGUCCAAGUGCCACGAGCUGAGCCCCGCCGAGGUCAAGCAAAUGCAGCAGUACGUCCGCAAGUACAAGGAUGAGGCCCUGGGGAUGGGAGAUGUUAUGCUGCCUGAGGAGAUGGCUCUGGUUCAGGCAGGAGGGCAGGGUGGAGCUGGUGGCAGGGCUGGAGGUGCCCCUGGUGCUGGACAGGCAGGGACUGGACCUGGGAUUGGCGGACCUGGAGCUGUCGCUGGGGCUGGUGGUGGAGCUGGAGGGGCUGGUUUUAGACCGGCAGUUGGCGGUGCUGGGAUUGGAGCUGGAGCUGGAGCUGGAGCUGGAGCUGGAGCUGGUUCUGGGUUUGGAUCUGCAGCAGGGGGUAGUGCAGCUGGACUUAGACCUGGUGGUGCUGGACCACUUUUUGGUCCAGGGGGUGGACCAUCUGCAGGUUUUGGACCAACUGGAGGAGCCAUGGGAACUACUGCCACUGCUGGAGCCAUGGGCGUCCCUGGAGCUCAGCAAGCUGGACUACCACAGCAGACCUUUUCAUGCCAUCACUGCCAGCAGCCGAUGCGUCUGGGUGAGCCCGCCGUCUACGCCGAGCGGGCCGGCUACGACAAGCUGUGGCACCCGGCCUGCUUCGUGUGUUGUACCUGCAGCGAGCUACUGGUGGACAUGAUCUACUUCUGGAAGAAAGGCAAGCUGUACUGCGGACGCCACUAUGGAGACAGCGAGAAGCCACGCUGCGGAGGCUGUGAUGAGCUGAUCUUCAGUAAUGAGUACACUCAGGCUGAGGGCCAGAACUGGCAUCUGAAGCACUUCUGCUGUUUUGAGUGUGAUUGCAUCCUUGCUGGAGAGACAUACGUCAUGGAGAACGACAAGCCUGUCUGCAAGCCCUGCUACAUGAAGAACUACGCUGUGAAAUGCUCAGCCUGCCAGAAUGCGGUCGAGCCCGAGGCCCAGAGGGUUUCCUACGGCGAGCACCACUGGCACGCCGAGCCGCAGUGCUUCAAGUGCUCCGGCUGCUCCAAGUGCCUCAUCGGCCAGCGCUUCAUGGCGACGCAGGGCUUCCUCUUCUGCUCUGUGGAGUGCAAGAAGAAAACCAUCGCUUAGAGGGCAAAAACAAGGCCCUCCAUCUUCUCCACAACCACGUGUGAAACCAGGACAGCUUGAGCUUAGACUAGAACCAGCGCAGCGAAAGCAAACACUGGUGCAGCUGGAUGAGGGCAGAGAUGCUGGACUGUGGUUAGAGUGCCUGAUCCCUCUGAUAUAGAGAUGUACAAUAAUAGUGAGUCCACGUGCAGGAAGGUGCUCUUUUCUCUCUGUCCAUGAAGACCACAGUUUUGAUAAAUCCGCCUAAACAUCUGCCUUCCAGUUUGUCCUCUGCCUUAAAAUCUUUCUUCUUCUUCUUUUUUUUACUGAUGAGAUUCAUUUUGUAUUGGUUGGUGGUUGCAGUCCAGUUUUUUAACCUUAAACCUGUGUCUGUUUAACAGUGUUGGUGCUGUUGUACCCAUAAGAACUGUUGCUGUUGGCUGAAUGUGCCACCUUGCACUGCUUCCUUUGUAGAAAAAACUACUGAUACUCAGUCUCCUCUACGCAGCAAGCAGUAUUAGCCAGGUUUGGGGUUGAUCUGCCUCCAGCGAGCUGUAUUCCAGAUCAAACUGAAAUCAGUGAUAUUAUUCUCAAUCAAAUCAUUAUGCAGCUGUCUUUUUUUCUGUGAUGUAAGAAUUUCAACUUCCUGAAUUUAGCUGAGAGGUUUGCGAAUUGGCCCAAAUAUGAUGACAGUGUAUUUGGCUACAAGCUGCCACCUGCUGUGGUUGUUUUGCUGCUCAUCCACUGAGGCCAUAGACAAUAUGAAAACAAUGUGGAAACCUUCCAGUAUACACCAGUUAAGAGGUACACUUGCACAAACUAUUGUCAUCCAAACAGCCCUGCAGUGGUGUGGUGGUAUUUCAAGCGUAUGACAGAUAUUUCCAAUAUGUUCCCCUUUGUGUGUGUUAAUGCCGAUGAAGUGGACAAAGAAUAUGGAUUAUUACAAGGAUUGCAUUAGUUUUUAUCUAAUGAAUUGGUAACACUGUGUAAUGCAGUUCAAUAACACCUCAAACUAUGUGCUCAGAAAAUGCUGUAGGAUUUUAAGGCCAGUGUGGCCUUAAGGGGAUCUUCACAAACAUUUGGCAAACAGGCUUGUGUCUUUGAUUAUUUAUUCUUUGCAAAAGGGAAAAAAAUAUUACUCAAUGUAAAUAAAAAGGAAAAAAGCUAAAGAAUCCAAUAAUGGAGUGCAGAAAAUGUGGAUUCUCCCUCUGUAAUUACUUAGGAAUUGGCAGACAAGUUAACACAUGGAGGUAAGUUUUCAUCCAAGUCUACUUAGAUCAUGCACUGGGCUCCAGAUGGAUAUGCACACUGUAAAGUUGCUGUAUAGGAAUAAUGGCAGGUUUGCCAGAGUACCCAAAGACUUGAUGAACUGAGGAAAAACACUGGAAUUUGCUUCACAUGAAACCGUUUUUUGUCACUCUGUUUUGUCCCUUUUGUGCCUUCUACUUUCCCUUUCAAGCAAUAAACUGCACUUUA